UAUAUCUAUAUAUACCGAUAACGACAGCACAAAAUCAAAAUACCUUUGUACGAUAACGAGCCUAAAGUGGUGAAACAUGAGCUGGCCAUACUACAAAACGCUUGUGAAAAAUGAGCUGGUCACACUACAAAAAAGCUUUAAAUGUAAGGAUGACAGACUAGCUUAUUUCAAGAUAGAUUUAAAGCUCUGCUACAAUAUUGGUAAAGGGACAUCUCUAAUUUGCACCUCCUGCAGUAAAAUUAUUUUAUUUUAUAAUUAAGUAAGAAUAGAAAUACAUAAGCUAUGGAGCGGCCCCAAAAGAUGGCCAAGGUGAACAACAUGGCUCCAGCGGAGGUGCAGAUAACGGUAAAGCAGCUGCUCCGUGAGGCCAAGGAACGGGACUUGGAGAUUCAGGCCCAACAGCAGCAGCAGCAGCAAGUGACCGCCCAGAAAAAGCAGGCGGCGGCGCAGGCUCAGCAGCAACAGAAGGAACAGCAGCAGCAGCAGCAGCAGCAAGUGGUUCAAUCCUAGGCGCA
Molecule: messenger RNA, 515 nt
Organism: Drosophila serrata
Lineage: Eukaryota; Metazoa; Arthropoda; Insecta; Diptera; Drosophilidae
Product: protein crooked neck-like
Source: RefSeq, a predicted model, not a curated record